Medioppia subpectinata is the source of this 3377-nucleotide messenger RNA. The record is from the annotation of a GenBank genome assembly. Lineage: Eukaryota; Metazoa; Arthropoda; Arachnida; Sarcoptiformes; Oppiidae.
UAAAUUAACACAAUGUCUUCCAUUGUCUGGUCUCGCCAUCAGAUAUCAUGAGAGAGUGCAUAUCCAUACAUGUGGGUCAGGCGGGCGUACAGAUAGGAAACGCGUGUUGGGAACUGUAUUGUCUCGAACACGGCAUUCAACCCGACGGACAAAUGCCCAGCGAUAAGAAUAUCGGCGGCGGAGACGACUCGUUCAACACGUUCUUCUCGGAGACGGGCGCCGGUAAACACGUGCCCCGCGCUGUCUAUGUAGACCUCGAGCCCACUGUCGUGGAUGAGGUGCGCACCGGAACCUAUCGGCAACUCUUCCAUCCGGAACAGCUCAUCACCGGCAAAGAGGACGCGGCCAACAACUACGCUCGCGGUCACUAUACUAUCGGCAAAGAGAUUGUGGAUCUGGUGUUGGAUCGCGUGCGCAAACUGGCCGACAACUGUACCGGACUCCAGGGUUUCCUAAUCUUUCACUCGUUUGGCGGCGGAACCGGUUCUGGAUUUACAUCACUACUGAUGGAGCGCUUGUCUGUCGAUUACGGCAAGAAGUCUAAGUUGGAGUUCGCUAUCUAUCCGGCGCCUCAGGUGUCGACAGCUGUGGUCGAGCCCUAUAACAGUAUUCUCACCACUCAUACCACUCUCGAGCACUCGGACUGCGCUUUUAUGGUCGACAACGAAGCCAUUUAUGAUAUCUGUCGCCGCAAUCUAGACAUUGAACGCCCGACUUAUACCAAUUUGAAUCGACUGAUCGGUCAGAUUGUGUCCUCAAUCACGGCUUCCCUUCGCUUCGACGGCGCCCUAAACGUGGAUUUGACUGAAUUCCAGACCAAUUUGGUUCCCUAUCCGCGCAUCCAUUUCCCGCUCGUGACAUACGCUCCGGUCAUCUCAUCGGAGAAGGCAUAUCACGAACAGUUGACUGUAUCGGAGAUCACCAACUCUUGCUUUGAGCCCUCAAACCAGAUGGUGAAAUGCGACCCAAGACAUGGCAAGUAUAUGGCCUGUUGUCUGCUAUACAGAGGCGAUGUCGUGCCCAAAGAUGUGAAUGCAGCCAUCGCUGCCAUUAAGACUAAACGCAGCAUUCAGUUCGUCGACUGGUGUCCCACCGGUUUCAAGGUUGGCAUCAAUUAUCAGCCGCCGACAGUGGUUCCGGGCGGUGAUCUGGCGAAAGUGCAGCGCGCGGUCAGUGAACCCAAUAUCCCGGGCACUCCCUCUUUGACUCAUUCACUGCAUGACAUCAUUUAUGUCAAGACCACAGCUUUUGGGUGUUAUUCUGGUUUAGAGAUAACACUUUACGGGAUUUUGAUGAUGAAACAAUCGUUGAAUCGGACGAAGAGUUUUUCAUCCGGAGAUCCAAAUGGCAGUCAAUGGCCGAGAGUUAGGCGAAAACAGUGUCGCGUAUCGUCUGUACCCGUCAUCGGCGGUGCCGUUGGAUUCGCUCAACGAUUACAUCCAAAAUCCUUCCACUUAUCCGUUGCCACCGAUUCUUCCGGCGUCCAUCACUUGUCUGGUGUCACUGACUUUGGCGAGAAUAUCGAAGACGAAUGGCUUGUCGUAUAUCUUCUCUACCGGUUGUCGCGAUUGGAUCCGCUGGCGGUGAUCCACAUUGAGGACACCGACGGUCAGUUUCUGUUGAUAGAAGCGGCCGAUUAUCUGCCGAAAUGGUGCGAACCGUCCAAUUGUCAGAACCGUGUCUUCAUCUAUAAAGAAGCCGUUCAUAUAAUUCCCAUAAAAUGCAAAGAAUUCGCCGGAAGAGAGCCAACGAUCGCCGAAGCCGUGGCUUAUGUUCGCCAAUACCCGGACGUGAGUCGCGCUCAAGAAUUGAUCCAAAAGGCGAUUCGUAAGCGAAUCGAUUGCUUUCCCAAACGGAUCACCGAAUGGCAACACCGGACCCACUGUUACGUUCCGGUGGGUGUGGCGGCACUCCUGCGGCACAGGCCUGCGCUCAUCUCGUGGGCCGUUCAGGCCUUUUACAACCGGACGCCCGACGACCUGAAGGCCUGUCAGGCGAUGAAGUAUUUUCCGCCCGAAUCGCGAGUAAUGCGCUGCCUAUCGAUCACACGUUGUCUUUACGCACAAUUAAUGUCACAAAAGUAUUCGCCGGACGUAAGGGUUGGCUGGGAUUUACCGCCUAAUAAUUCGCGACACUUUCGGUGCCACGACUUGGGAAUGAAGAUCGCGUCCGGCUUUGAAAUAUUGAUCUCUAACUCGCGGUCACUGUUGACCGCCAACGGAGCCACUAAUCCGAGCAAAGAGUUGGCUUCGGAUCGCCGAUGGAUAGCAUUUCUGGAGAGUUUGGCCAAAAAUGGAUACUUCGGUAACGAGAGGAACGGUUCCCGUAAAUACAAUGACCUCUUGAAAUGCGCUCAAAAUUAUUUUACGGAUUUAUUAUACAAUAACGAGAAUUCGCAUGAAUUGACCGAAAGCUAUGAAUCGAGAGGUGAGAAAAUACACCAAAUCUUGCGAUCGCUUGACAUUGAUGUCGAAGAGUUUGAGUCGGAGGCCAAGCGUUUGCCCGCCGAAGACUCGGACGACUGGAUGACAGUAAACGCCGACGAAUUGGACGCAAUGUUGACCGAAAAGUUUUGCUCAAAGCCUACUAAUCAGACGACCGAUUGCUCAGACAUUUCCACUCAAAUUCCCUCAACUCUUGAGGCGUUUGUCUCGAACUCGAGAUCUGGUUUGAGAGGAGCGGAAGCGCCUAAACCUCCGCCCCGUAAGCGUCGGACACAAACCCAAACGGCGUCCAAAAUCCAGUUCAACGAAGACUCGUUCACUGACGCCCUGAGCACUGUCUUGUCGCUGAAGAUUCCCCACUCAGAGACCGACUCUUCCUCUUCGGGAAUGAGUGAUUACAGCGACGACGAGGACUCCAUUGACAGCGACGACGAUUGCUAUCAAAAGGAAUUGUUUAAAUCCGUGCCGAAGACUAAUGGAACCACUAAUGGAUUGAUGGAUGAUAUGAAGGAGUAUAUGAAGGCUAUGGACCAACAGUUGGCCCAAACAUCUGUUGGUCAGAGUUUUGAACGCAGAGGAGAAGGCGAUGGAGAGUCGGCUCUCGACGGCGAUUACAAAGCGGUUGACAUAGACUUGAAUGCGUUGACCAAUAUCUUGGAGUCAUACGGCGCCGAGUGUGGAGUUCCCGGACCCGCAACCGCUCUCUUCUCCACAAUGGGAGUCAAAUUACCCGAUAAUGCGGACACAGAUUCAGACGACGAUUGAAACUACAGUUAUUUCACAAUGAAUUAUGUUUUUUUUAAUUAUUUGCUAAACAAUUGCCUUAUAGUCUAUGAAAUUUAUAUAUAACUCUAUAUACUAUUAAUGAAUUGUUUUAAUUAUUAUUAUUAUUAUUACCGAAACUAUUGCCAUAUUUUUAAAGACAUUUUAUAC